CUGGCUGGCUGAGCUGAACACAAAAUGUUGUUUGUAUCGGUGAUAACCGUGUCUUUGGGUGUCUUACUCGCAGCGAAAGAUGUAACAAGUUCAAAUGUUGGAAGUCAGAUGAUGAGUAAAUUCAGACACUUAGACUUUUACUUUAAAUGCUGUGAGGGACACGUUGUCAGACGAGUUGGCGGCGAUCACGCAAAGUGCUGUGGGAUUCAUACCUACGACUCCCGCUUCUUCUUCUGCUACCGAAGACUUAUCUACCCACUCUGCGGCAAACUGACCUACAAUCCAGUUACCCAGAAAUGUUGUCAUGGAGUGGUAAACCCUCGUGUAGGCGGUCAGUAUAGCACAUGUUGUCACACCAAGAGUUACGACGGCCAACGAAACUUUUGUUUCGAAAGGAAAGUGUACCCAAAGUGCCACAAUAGUGCUUACAACCCUCAGUCGUUUAUCUGUUGCGAAAACAAAAUCAGACCUCUCGUUAGUGGACAAAGUACCAAAUGCUGCAAAGAUAAAAGUUACGACAGUGGAAGUUAUUUUUGCUUCAAUCAGUACAUUUAUCCUCAAUGCUUCAAGAAAACAUACAAUCCUUUGACCUACAUUUGCUGCCAGAACAACUUCUACACUCGUCCCGGUGGUAAAUAUGCGAGAUGCUGUGAGAAGAAGGCAUAUGACUCGUCCACCAAUUUCUGUCACAGAGGCACCAUUGUUCCCAAAUGUGGUAACAGAAUAUACGACCCUGAUCACUUCCUAUGUUGCAAUGGUAACCUAUGUCCUCAGUACGGAGUAAAGCAAGGCAAAUGCUGCGGCAUAAAAAGCUAUGACUCACGCUACUACUUCUGCUAUGGAAGCAAGAUCUACAAAAAGUGUGGCGGAAAUGCCUACAAUAUCCAGACGUCAUUCUGUUGUGGGAACCUCGUGGCACCUCGGGGUGGUUACGGCCACUAUGCCAGCUGCUGUUACAAACGUCCAUAUAACUCACGCACUGAGUUCUGUUUCAGCCAAAAGGUGUACGCUAAAUGUGGCUUGUCCCCUUACAAUCCCACCAGGAGCCUUUGCUGCAACAAGCGCGUAGUUCCUAAGAUUGGUGGUAGCUUUACCGCUUGCUGCCUCACUAGAAGUUAUGACAGCCGGCAAUACUUCUGCCAUGGAGGUAAGAUCGUUCCCUUGUGCGGAAAGAAGCCUUACAAUCCAGUUAGCCAGAUUUGUUGCAAUUCUGUGAUUGCUGCACGGACGGGUGGAUUGCAAGCCGGGUGUUGUGGUAGAAGCAGCUAUAACCAGCUCUUAGCUUUUUGCGCCGGCGGAGUUGUUUACAAUAAGUGUGGAAGUAGUCCUUACAACCCUACCCGUCAGCAGUGCUGCAGUGGGAAGGUUGUUCCUCGAGUUGGCGGCAAGGACGCCAAGUGUUGUGGUGCCCACAGUUACGAUCCCGUUUCAUACUUCUGCAACAGUGGCCAUGUCUUCCUGAAGUGCAAUGCCAACAGCUAUGAUCCCUCCACGCACAUGUGCUGUGAGAAUUACUUAGUAUCCCGACUUGGUGGUGCUGCUGCACGCUGCUGUUCGCGGUACAGUUACAGUUCUCUGACCCACUUCUGCCACUCAGACAAAGUGUACACUUUGUGUGGCAAGACUGAGUACAAUCCAUCCAGCUUCAUUUGCUGCAAUGGACAAGUGACGUCGCGUGUAGGAGGCUCGAGGGCGAAGUGUUGUGCUCAUCUCAGCUAUGACGAUAGCCGCUACUUUUGUCUUCAAUCAAAAGUCUAUCCACUCUGUGAGAAGAAAAGCUACAACCCUGCUGUGACAUUAUGUUGCCUUGGCAGUCAACAGCCACGUAUUGGAGGACUGGCAGCCAAAUGCUGUGCUAACACCUCUUACGACUCUCGCAUAAACUUCUGUUACGACAAAGUUAUCUACGGUCGAUGCCAGCAGCAGCAAUACAACCCAGGCACAUACCAAUGUUGCAAUAAAUAUCUUGUCCAGCGCGCCGGUUCAACCUCUCGCUGCUGUGGUCAAAAAAGUUACCACCCAGACAAGUUCUUUUGCAGUAAUAAUAAAUUGUAUGCACUGUGUGCCAACAGCCCAUACAAUCCCCUCGGGGACCUCUGUUGUGCCGGUACUUCCAUUCCCUUGGGUAAAAUUCCCCUCCGGUACGCCAGUUGUUGCGGAAAAUCAGUCUACAAUACGCACUACGAGUUCUGUUACCGUGAUGUGGUACACCCCAAAUGCGGCGGCCAAGCUUAUGAUCCUAACACCCAGUCCUGCUGUAACAACAAAGUCCUUCAUCUAGCCGGUGGUCAUUACUCUAAGUGCUGUGGCUAUGUGAACUACGAUUCAAGGGAUUAUUUUUGCCAUGCUAACAAAACAGUGUUGCACAAGUGCAGUGGUAAAAUAUACAACCCUUUAAGUGAACAAUGUUGUGGUGGAAAAAUUGGCCCUAACUACGGUCCACGAGACUCUGACUGCUGCGGUAAUCAAGCUUUUAAUUCGCGGAUUUCAUUUUGUCACGGCGGCACAGUUUAUCAGCGGUGUAACUACAAAACCUACGACCCUGCUGCCUUCUUGUGUUGCAAAGGCGAGGUAGUAUUGAACGAUGGAGGAAACAAUACGAAAUGCUGCGGAAAAAAGAGCUAUAACAGUCAGUUAUUCUUCUGCCAUAACGAAAAGAUCAUCUACUUAUGUGAAGGCAGCCCGUAUGAUCCCGUCAAGUCCACUUGCUGCGGCGGUACACUGGCCACUUAUGGACAGAUCCCUUCUCCUUACGCAAAAUGCUGUGUCAACAACUUGUACGACCACAGAACAUAUUUCUGUCACGGAGGAAAGAAGUACCAGAAGUGUGGCCAAGCUGCAUACGUACCAGAUACCUCGCAGUGCUGCAAUGGAACAGUUGUUCUGCAAAAGGGAGGACUCCUUUCUAGAUGCUGUGGGAAAGAGAGUUAUAAUUCUUAUUCGCAUUUCUGUUUGGAAGGGAAGAUAAUUCAAAAGUGCGGAAACAGCACCUACGCACCUCUAUCUCACCUUUGUUGUGCUGGUAAUGUUCAACCUCGCACUGGUGGAAACUACGCCCAGUGCUGUGCGACCAGCAGUUACGAUAGCUCUAAGUCUUUCUGUUCCGGCGUGAAGACAUACCCGCGCUGCGGAGGUCAUGAAUACAACCCUAUCUCCUUCAUCUGCUGUGGAGACAUGCCCGUUACCCGUGAUGGGGGGCUUACCGCGCAGUGCUGUGGGGCGAAGAGUUACGACUCUCGGUUUUACUUCUGCGAAAACAUGAAGAUCUACACUUUGUGCGAGAAGAAAAAGUACGACACUUUGAAGUUUACUUGUUGUGACAACCAGCUAAAUCCACUUUUUGGCGGAAACCGCACAGAGUGCUGUGGGAAGAAAGCAUAUGCAAGUAACCGCUUCUUCUGCACGAAUGGUCAAGUUACUCCUCUUUGUAACAACGCUCGGUACGACUUGGACACCCAGAAGUGUUGUGCUGACACCGUGACACCCAAACUGGGAGGACAACUUUCGAAAUGCUGCGGUAAAGAAAGCUACGAUCCCAGUCUUUAUUUCUGUUACAAUGACACCAUUACGUCAUUAUGUGGUGGCACAAAGCCCUAUGAUCUUGCCAGCUCUUUGUGCUGUAAUGGAACAGUUCAACAGCGAAUUGGUGGAAAAGACACAAAGUGUUGUGCCCAAUCCCCUUACAACUACAAGACCCACUUUUGCAAUAAAAACCGUGUGUAUUCACUCUGUGGCGGUGUCCCGUACGACCCUCACUCUGGUAUCUGUUGUGGAUCAAAGCUCAACCCGCGACCUAAUGGAGCAGUUCUCGAGUGCUGCCAGGAAAAUGCCUAUGACCCGUCCAUUUUUGUGUGUCUUUGGGGAACGAAAAUAGCUCCAAAGUAUGACAAGAAGGCCUACUGAAGCUAUUAUUAUUAUUCCACAAGAACUCUUGCAAGGCACACCUUGAUAAAGUAUUGAGUUUAUUGAUAUUUCAAAUUUUCCAAUCAUGUGGUCGUUAGCUUAUUUAAAAAGAGGUUUAACACAUUUAAAAGGCUUCGUAAUUGGGCAUUUUGUAAAUCCGACAAGCGCCCGUUUGGAUGGCUACAUGCUCUUUGAAUAAAAUAACAAUUUUUCUC
This is a messenger RNA of Pocillopora damicornis (cauliflower coral), 4118 nucleotides long. RefSeq lists its product as uncharacterized. Lineage: Eukaryota; Metazoa; Cnidaria; Anthozoa; Scleractinia; Pocilloporidae. The record is from RefSeq and is a predicted model, not a curated record.